Molecule: messenger RNA, 1416 nt
Organism: Fimicolochytrium jonesii
Lineage: Eukaryota; Fungi; Chytridiomycota; Chytridiomycetes; Spizellomycetales; Powellomycetaceae
Exons: 1
Coding region: 394-1260 (288 amino acids)
Biological process (GO): regulatory ncRNA-mediated heterochromatin formation
Cellular component (GO): nucleus
Molecular function (GO): siRNA binding
Source: RefSeq, a predicted model, not a curated record
GGUUGUUGGGGUGGUGGCGGGGUAGUUGAGAUGGUGGAGGAUGGUAGCGAGGCGGGCUGCCGAGGUGGGUGCGGGGGAAGAUGGGGAGAGGGCGGAGAGCAUCGUGGUGCGGCUUCCGGGGUCGAGAAGUUGGGGUGUACCGGGGCCUUAUACUGUAGCUUAUUGCAGAGGAGGACGUUCAAGGGACGGGGCCUUGCAUGCUUUGUGCGAACGAGUCCGAGAGCGAGGGCGUGUCGGAAUGAGACGUGGCAUGACCCAUGCGAUGCCUUUCUCCACAGCCAAGAAGGAAAGGGUUGAUACAGACGAGCAUUGCGCUCUCACCCGCUUCACCCCCGUUCACCGUCCUUCCGACCAACAUUAUCCUCCCAUCUCAAGUUAUCACCAAACGCGACAAUGGACACUCCUUCCUACACCAAAGUUCGCCUUGUGAAACCCAUCAAACGCACCCGCAAACCCCAAGUACCCGCCUCCUUCAUAUCGUCCUCUGAAGCUAUUAUCGCUUCCACACUCGUCUUCUUUUUGUUUUUGAGUGUAGUAAUCUUCAUGGUCAGCUCUAUGGCCAGCUUCGAGCGCGUUGCGAGACCAGUCGACAUGAAAAAAGCUUCAAAAGCGGAACAGGACGACUUUCUGAAAACACAGAUGUUCAAGUAUUUCGAUGGGAUGAGCUUUGUCAAGUCCCAAAUGCCGGGCGUAGACUUUUAUCAUUCCACUCUCGGUUUGAACGACAGUCGCCUUUGUUCCGAUGGGAGUCGGUUGGCGAUACUAGUUCCAGGGGCGAACAGUCUGCCGGGGAUUUGGUCUAGAUGGUUGUCGAUCCAUCGCUCUAUGGAAGUUGGGUCGAUGGCUCACUACGUAUCCCGCAUCCGUGACAAGGGGAUUCCCACCGUCGUCGUUCAACCUACUAAACGCAACGACAGUUACUUUAGUGACGUUUUGAGUUGGGUGGAGGCAGAGUGUCCAAACGCAGCAGUAGACAUAAUAGCUCAUUCUCGUGGCGGUCUUUCGGUAAUGAGGGCUCUAGGACAGCUGCAUCCGAUGCGGUUGGACUACAUUAGGACGGUUAGUUUGUUGGAUUCGGUGCACGAUGAAGAGCCCGAGUUGGAUAGAGACUGGUUGCAUUCUACCAUUUUGCAUUGGGUGGCGGAUAGCGGCAUCGUAGAACCAAAGGAUGGAGAUGCAGUCAAGAUAUUUUCAGCUGGGACAGACAGACACGAGGAGACGCCUUGGAUCGCGAUGGAAGCAGUGUUAGCACGUCUUUAGUAGCCGCGUUUCGUUCCCCGUAAACACUUUCUCCAAAUACAGUACAUCAACCAUAUCACAAUCGAUGCGAUUACAGAGGCAACUCCAUUCGCCGUGCAGCCGGACAGUACGGCGGUUUGAGUGCGUUUGCCAAGUGUGACAUCAAGAAAGGCGACC